AUCGGAUGAUCUAAUCAUAAUCUCUGCUCUACUUCAGACUCAAUUGUAUAAAUUUAAGUGUGGGGGUUGACAAAUAUAUAUUUUACAAGGUAAAAAAAGGGGAAUGAUUAGACACAAGGGAUAAGGACAUUGGCAUGGAAGCUAAAGCUAGGACAAGUUCAUUACAUGCUUAAAGAAGAAGCUUUCCUCAAAUUAUCAAAAGGGUUGUAGUUUUGUUUCUUUUUCAGGUUGAUGAGUGAUAGUAGUUUCUUCAGAGUGUUGAAGAAUCUUUCUUCAUAAGCUUAUUGGUUGAAGUCUUGAAGCAUUUUGGGGGCUGGAUCUCUUUCCUGUCAGCUUUCUGAAUUCGGAAACUCAAAUACAGAAGAACUUGACAGAGUUCUGAUCUGUGGUCAAGAAAUCGGAGGAUAGUCUUUUAUGGUCACUAUAUGAAAGCUCACCGGAAGUUUGGGGCAUGUUAUUCAAGCAUGGUGUGCUGACCAGAUAACUUUUACAAAGGGAGUUAGAAAUUUGUAGUAAAGAGGUUUUAGACAUGAAGUUUAUGAAAAUUGGAUCUCGGGCAGAUACUUUUUAUACUACUGAGGGUGUAAGGUCAGUCUCCUCAGAGAUCUUUAGCGAUCUUAUGGUGCAAGUCGAAGGAACUAGAUAUAGGCUUCACAAGUUUCCUCUUCUGUCAAAGUGUUUGCAUCUUCAGCGGUUAUGCUCCGAGUCACCUGAAUCUUCAUCAAAACAAGUUCUCCUACUUCCAGACUUCCCCGGUGGAGCUGAGGCUUUUGAAUUAUGUGCAAAGUUUUGCUAUGGUAUCGCUAUAACUAUCAGUGCCUACAAUAUUGUAUCAGCUCGAUGUGCUGCUGAAUAUCUACACAUGACUGAGGAUGUUGAAAAGGGUAACUUGAUUCAUAAACUAGAAGUUUUCCUCAAUUCUUGUGUACUUAAUGGAUGGAAGGACUCUAUUGUGACCCUACAAAGCACCAAAGCGUUCGAAGCGUGGGCAGAAGACCUUGGUAUCACUAGCAGAUGCAUCGAAGCUAUUGUUUCAAAAGUUCUUUCCAAUCCCUCGAAGGUGAAUUUGUCACACAGUUAUUCGAGAAGAGGUAAGGAUGAUACUUUGUCAUGUAAUGGAGCAGAAAAUAGGUCUAAAAAUAUGAGCAAGAGCUGGUGGGCUGAAGAUGUUGCAGAGUUGGGCAUCGAUUUUUAUUGGAGAACAAUGAUAGCCAUAAAAUCUAGUGGGAAAAUUCCCUCUAAUAUUGUUGGGGAUGCAUUGCGGAUAUAUGCUUCUCGAUGGCUGCCGCAGAUAUCAAAAGCCUUGAACAAUGAGAAGCAAGAUACAAUUGCCCGCGAGUCUGAUUCAGUUGCAGAAGUAGCCUUAAAAAAUAGAUUUUUCAUAGAAUCACUAAUCAACUUGCUUCCAGUUGACAAAAAUGCUGUUUCUUGCAGCUUCUUGCUUAAACUUUUGAAGGCAGCCAAUAUACUUAAAGUUUCUUCGUCGUCAAUGGCAGAAUUGGCUAAAAGAAUUGGAAUGCAAUUAGAGGAAGCAACAGUCAGUGAUCUUCUAAUUCCCAAUAUGUCGAAUACAUGCAAAGAGCAAUAUGAUGUUGGCAUAGUUAUUGACAUCUUAGAUCAUUUCAUACAAGGGCAGAGUCCCCAAACUAGUCCUUCAAGAGCUAGGGGGAAUUUUCAUAGGAGGAGGUCUCGUUCGGCUGAAAACCUUUCUGAGCUUCAGGAAAGUAGGAGGUCAUCUUCAGCAUCUCAUGGCUCUAAACUGAGAGUUGCAAGGCUUAUGGAUGGGUAUCUGCAGGUGGUUGCUUGUGACGUUAAUUUGGAACUUUUAAAGUUUAUCGCAAUUGCUGAGGCUAUUCCUGAGUUUGCAAGACUCAGUCAUGAUGAUCUGUACAGAGCUAUUGACAUCUAUCUCAAGGGACAUCCAGAGCUCAAUAAGAGUGGACGGAAGCGUCUAUGCCGAGUUCUGGAUUGCAAAAAGUUAUCAAUAGAAGCCUGCACACAUGCAGCACAGAACGAAUUGCUCCCACUUCGUGUAGUAGUUCAAGUCCUCUUCUUUGAGCAAGCUCGAGCUGCUGUAGCUACUGGCCAAAUGAUUACUCUUCCUAGCAAUAUCAAGGCCCUUCUAGCUGCACAUGAUGAUCCAUCUAGGCUCCUCAAUUCAUUAAUCAGUAACAAAACUUUGCCACCAGAUGACCAGUGGAGCGUUUCAGGCCUUAAAACACCAAAUUCUAGUAUCUCUACUCUAAAAACGAAACCUGCAGAAAACGAUGGCUCAAACAAAAACUACAGGGAUGGAACCGGAAAAUCAUCUCGAGUAAAAUCAAACACUUCACUUCCAAGUCGAUCAAGAACAAUGUUCAGUAGGCUGUGGCCCAUCCACAGGCAUGGAAGCGAAAAAACUUAACUUAUAUUUAAUUUCUAGCUCUUAAACUGGUGGCCAUCAUUGUCCUGUUUUCCAUUUUCAUUGUUCUUGUAAUGGUUAGAGAAAACGGAUAAUUUACUGUGCAUUGUUGGUGUAAUCUUUGUUAAUAAUGGAAGAGCAGUACCAGAUAACAAGAGAUAAAUCUUUAAGGUG
Molecule: messenger RNA, 2575 nt
Organism: Daucus carota subsp. sativus
Lineage: Eukaryota; Viridiplantae; Streptophyta; Magnoliopsida; Apiales; Apiaceae
Product: BTB/POZ domain-containing protein At1g67900
Exons: 5
Coding region: 530-2404 (624 amino acids)
Molecular function (GO): protein binding
Source: RefSeq, a predicted model, not a curated record